CGCGGCAACAAGGCAGGUUGAGCGAGAUAAUAGCUCAGUCAUUGAGAUGGUAUGAGCAAUGGUCUAUCAUCAGUGGCUGCUAAAAGAAUAGUUGAGGGCGGUAGUUUUGACUGCCGCCUGCACGAUCAAUCAGCUGCCCAGCACUUCACGACUCAACACCAUACGGUCUACUUUCAAAGCUCAAAAUGUCUUGAUAACACAUGUGUUCGGUGUGUGCGGGUAUGGAAGAUGUUCAUCGCUAAUUGGUAUUUCUGCAUUUUCUUGAGAUAUGCAAACAUAACGUGCUAGGGAAUAUAGGUGUCGGACAAUUGUCCUCAUUGAACGAUUUCGAUCUGUGUAUGGUUUGGCUGUGUUUAGUCAGCUGACUGCCAUCAAAUGUUCAGUAACGAAUGAUCUCACAGCCUGUCAAGACUGCUGAGGACAUGAAGAGUAAUGAAGGCACCACCGGUACCGACGUUACUCUUGACCAUGCAAUGAAAACAAUGCCACACCACACCUCUUUAUUGAAUGCUCAGUCAGCCAUCCGCCUGAUUGGGCGAUAAAUAUAGAGUGCUUCUACACAGAUUACGCCGCGUCGAAAAUGAUCUGCUAUCGACAAUCGAACUUUCACCGAUUGAAGAUUAUUCCAUUGAAUUUCGUCAAAAAAGAUUGUUAAUUGUAAAUAGCUUUGUUGUUUGACUCUUCAGCGAAGUGGGCUCUUCCGUCACUUGUUCAUCGUCACGAUAAACUGUGCAGCGACAGUGCACAUCUCAACAUGGAACUCAACCGUUCCAGACUAAG
Messenger RNA from Plasmopara halstedii, 780 nucleotides. RefSeq lists its product as uncharacterized. The coding region runs from base 52 to 288 and encodes 78 amino acids. The transcript has a single exon. The record is from RefSeq and is a predicted model, not a curated record. Lineage: Eukaryota; Oomycota; Peronosporomycetes; Peronosporales; Peronosporaceae.